AUGCGACAGCCGUCAGAACCAACAAAGGUCAGCAUUAUGGCCAGUGCACCACCGGUUCAAGUAGAAGCAUGCAGCUCUAUGCAGCCCCACAUCGAGGAAGGACUCAGCCCCAGAAAAGAGGCAAGUCCAUGGAACAGUGGUACCGGUUCUCAGAAAGCCCCUGAGCAGGGGGGUGCCCAACCCAGACUGCGCUGCAAAGCUGAAGCGGAUGCACUGGAUACCUGGCAUAGCUGGGACGGCUCAUCGUCGUCCUUUCCAGGCAAGCCACCACGGCCUUCAGACUGGGCAUCGGCUGAAACAGUAUAG
Molecule: messenger RNA, 306 nt
Organism: Pelobates cultripes (western spadefoot toad)
Lineage: Eukaryota; Metazoa; Chordata; Amphibia; Anura; Pelobatidae
Source: the annotation of a GenBank genome assembly